UUGUUAGUGUUUGGGUGUAAUUCCCAGUUUAGAUUUCGCGCCAUAAAACAUUCGUUUGUUUUCCAGGCUAUAACUAGAUCCUAGACGUUAGCUAAUUUCGGGUUUAGCACCCCUAGUGGAUUUUUUAGUAAUAUUCUCGGGGAACUGUGGACACGUGUUUGUUCUGUUUUAAUCGCUGCCACAGCUGUGCAAAGGGCUAGGGUGUCUCCAGGGGCGGCUAAAAUGGAUUUCGGAGCCCUCACGAGGCAUAACAACUGGUGCCGCUUUCCGAGGAUGAAGUGUGUAUGUGUGGAAGCAUCCGGCUACGAACGCCUCAAUGAGAAUUUCCUCGAUUAUCAAAUCGUAUCGGAAGAUAAAGAUAACGCGACAAAUGAAAAAGAGGAGGAAAUGGUUUUCUACAACGACGAUGGCAGUUACCAAACAGUCAUAGUCGAACGAAAUCUUUGUGCAAGUGACUUGUGCCAACUUCUAGCUCUCAAAAACCGCGUGUCAAAAAGUGUCAAUUGGAGCAUCGUCGAACAUUGGAAAGAAUACGGUUUAGAACGCUCAUUCGAAGAUCACGAAUACGUACUUGAAGCAUCGAGGGAUAUGAGGGGGUAUUCGAGACACGCCCAAUUUAGAUACGUUUUCAGAAAAGACUACAGGAAAUACGAGUUCUUCCACAAUCCACAACAGUUCUUCCCCUCCGAUAUGUUGAACGUCACCAAGGAAGACUUUCCUCAUCUCACAAACUUCAACGAAAACUACCUCCAGAAUCUCGUGUUACAAGAAGGAAAAUCGCCGGUGGUUUUUUCGCAAGUGUGGAUUAAAGAUCAACAGAAACAGGCCUGGGGUAAGGCCUUUCUGUUACUCCGCGAGAAGAAGCUUUAUCUCUCGUACAAGAUCCAAGUGUUGGCAAAAUUCCUAAGGGCUGCAAAAAUCAGGGAAACUUCGAUCUCAGAGUCGGACAUCAACGGCUUGAAUUUCUUCGCCGAACUGUCAAACUACCACGUUUACACGACGCUUAACGCAAAGAACCAGUUUCGUGCCCCCACCGAGUGGGGCAUCUGCUUGAGGCCUUCAGGAGUUGACACCGAAGACGAAACUCCAGAUUUAAAGUGUAUAGCUUGUGAUUCGGAACGAGUACGGUCCUGUUGGCUGACCGCCAUGAGGCUUGCCAAGUAUGGAAAACAAUUACGUGAAAACUACAGAGCCUUCAAAAACAAACAAACGGAGUCCAUCAAUCCAAAAGACUACAACAGCUACACUGUACCUAAUGAAUCUGUCAGAUCGAGGGUCGCGAUGGACUUUACCGGCUCCGUGGGUCGCAUAGUCGAAGAUCCGAAAGAAGCGAAAGCUAUUGCGGUGGCGGAGGGUUAUUCGUGGAAGAGGCGAUGGCGGCCCCCUUGUCGUCCACCCCCGAACAGUGGCUAUCCACAAGGCCUCGAAUCGGGGGUGCACAUAACGCAACCGUGGUUUCACAGCGGCAUGAGCAGGGACCAAGCAACGGCACUAGUCACAAAACACGGAACAGUCGACGGGGUGUUCUUGGUAAGGGAGAGUCGCUCGAAUCCAGGGGCAUUCGUUUUAACGUACAAAUGCGGAGGCAAAGUGUUGCACGCCCAAAUCACUCCGAUCCUCGACCCCGUCCGAGAAGCUCACGUUUUCUCUCUCGAUAGUGGCGUUACGAAAUUCUACGAUCUCUUGCAACUCGUCGAAUUUUAUCAAUUGAACGCUGGAUGUUUACCCACAAGACUCACUCAUUACGUAGUACAGAAUUGUUCGCCGGUAAAUUCGUCAACGAAUCCGACGACAAAGAUGACGGUCUCGGGAAGCAUUUAAUAAUGCAUUUGACUGACUUUUCUUCAAAGUGACUUUAAUUUAUUUUUGAUUGUUGUUUUUUCGAGUGACGUGGAUGCGAACCAAAGUGAAACUGGAUCGAAUUUUUAACUGGUCCGCCUUGUAAAAGACACUCAAGCACUGAUUUUUACCCUAGUUGUAAAUUCCGAGAAUUUUCCCGGACUUUGUGUUGUUGCUCCAGCGAUUUUUACAGGGAUGAUAUUUAUUUUUUGUUCUUUCGUAUUUAUGUUUAAUAUGUAUUUCAGUAUUAAAUCUCAUUGAUAACAGGGUGAAAAAAGAACUAGUUUGUAAUAUCUCUUUUUCGAAAAAAGUUAGAUGAGAAAGGCUGUGGUUGUUCUGGUGUGGAUUAGAAAAAUAUAUUUGAUAUUUAUAAAGAAAUUGUUAAAUUCACACCGUUUGUAUAGUUUUAGGAUUAGAUAAAACGAUUUUUUCGUUCUUUAAUCAAAUAUCAUAGGUAUAAUUAUUAAAAACCAAAAAAUAUAUUAUUUAAUUUAGGAAAGCAAUAUAGUAAAGAACUUCUCGUAGAUGUGAUAUUUAGUUAAGUAUUUUUUUCAUUUACGCACAUUAAUCGUUAUUUAAACGCAGUAUUUUUGAAAAAAACGUGCUUUUGUCUCUACCAUACAUCAUUAACUUUAUUUAUGUAUUUUUUUUUCUUUUUUGUAACAUUUCUUUUUCAUCAUCCUUGUAAGUUAAAUAAAACAAAAAUCACAUAUGUGGACAUAACAUUAAUUAGAAAUAGUACUUAUGCAAACAGUGACAAUUGCAGCUUGUGUUCGUUGUGACUGAACUGAUUCUUUGAUACCGCUCUUGUUUCUUAUUCCACUUACUGUACAUCCAUUAUUUUGUACUCUUGUAGAUGACAUAAACUAAAUUUAACACUUAA
Tribolium madens (black flour beetle) is the source of this 2722-nucleotide messenger RNA. Its product is annotated as growth factor receptor-bound protein 14-like. Gene Ontology annotation, biological process: signal transduction. NCBI's taxonomy places the organism in Eukaryota, Metazoa, Arthropoda, Insecta, Coleoptera, Tenebrionidae. The record is from RefSeq and is a predicted model, not a curated record. Bases 223 to 1821 code for a protein of 532 amino acids. The transcript has 10 exons.